AUGGCGACGACAAGCUCUAUGUUUAUGUAUAGCUUGACUAUACAACCGCCUUCAGCCAUCACUCAAGCAGUCUUGGGUCAGUUUGCCGGUACAAAAGAGCAGCAGAUCAUCACAGCAUCGGGCUCCAAGCUCACCAUCCACAGACCCGAUCCUACGCAGGGAAAAAUCUCCCCUCUCUUCACCCAGGAUUGCUUCGGCAUCAUCAGGUCUCUGGCCGCCUUCCGACUGGCGGGGAGCAGUAAAGAUUAUCUGAUUGUCGGCUCGGACUCGGGGCGCAUCACCAUCCUCGAAUAUCUCCGCGACCAGAAUCGUUUCAAUCGCGUCCAUCUCGAGACCUACGGAAAAUCGGGCAUCCGAAGAGUCAUUCCCGGUCAAUAUCUCGCUGUCGAUCCGAAAGGACGAGCGUGUCUGAUUGCGUCCGUCGAAAAGAACAAGCUUGUCUACGUCUUGAAUCGAAAUGCGCAGGCCGAGCUGACCAUCUCUUCGCCGCUCGAAGCCCAUAAACCUCAGACUCUCGUCUUUGAAUGCAUAGCCCUUGAUGUCGGUUACGAAAACCCCAUAUUCGCGGCACUCGAAGUCGAUUACACCGAGGUGGACCAGGAUCCCAGUGGGCAGGCCCUGGAAGAGGUGGAAAAGCUUCUAGUCUAUUACGAGCUUGACCUUGGCCUUAACCAUGUUGUCCGUAAGUGGGCUGAGCCUGUGGCAAGGAGUGCCAUCAAGCUGUUCCAGGUGCCUGGUGGAUCCGAUGGGCCGAGUGGCGUUCUCGUCUGUGGUGAAGACAAUAUCACGUACCGACACUCAAAUCAGGAGGCUUUUCGUGUGCCAAUUCCCCGGAGAAGAGGUGUGCUCGAGAAUCCCGAACGCAAGCGCCACAUCGUGGCGGGAGUUAUGCACAAAAUGAAAGGCCAGUUCUUCUUGCUUCUCCAAACCGAGGACGGUGACCUCUUCAAAGUCACCAUAGAAAUGGUCGAGGACGAGAAUGGUCAGCCGACUGGUGAGGUCAAGGCACUUAAACUGAAAUACUUCGACACAGUGCCUGUGGCGAACAAUCUGCUCAUAUUAAAGAGUGGGUUUUUAUUUGUGGCCUGCGAAAGUGGCAACCACCAUUUCUACCAAUUUGAAAAGCUCGGAGAUGACGACGACGAGACAGAAUUCACGAGUGACGAUUUCCCUUCAGAUCCAACAGCACCUUACACCCCAGCUUUUUUCCAUGUGCGACCUCUCGCAAAUCUCAACCUUGUGCAAAGCAUAGAUGCUGCAAACCCCUUACUGGACUGCAAAGUUGCCAACCUUCUUGAUGAAGAUGCGCCACAGAUCUACUCGAUAUGCGGAUCGGGUGCUCGAAGCAGUUUCAAGACUCUCAAGCACGGUCUGUCUGUUUCGGAGAUUGUGGAAUCUGAGCUCCCUGACAAGCCUGAGGCUGUGUGGACGACCAAAUUGACAAGGGAAGACGAGUACGACGCUUAUAUCGUGCUAUCUUUCCGCACCGGAACCCUAGUGCUUAGCAUUGGGGAAACCGUGGAAGAAGUCACAGACACGGGUUUUCUUUCAACAGCUCCGACCCUUGCCGUGCAACAGCUGGGCGAGGAUGCUUUGAUUCAAGUACACCCCAAGGGUAUCCGACACAUUCGAGCCGACAAGCGGGUGAACGAGUGGCCGGCACCUCAGCAUCGAUCCAUUGUCGCUGCCUCCACAAACGAGCGACAAGUCGCCGUAGCUCUGAGUUCAGGCGAAAUUGUCUAUUUUGAAAUGGACUCUGAUGGAUCCUUGGCAGAAUAUGAUGAGCGAAGAGAAAUGACCGGAACCGUGACUUGUCUAUCACUUGGAGAGGUGCCCGAGGGCCGGGUUCGAAGCUCAUUCCUUGCUGUUGGAUGCGACGAUUCCACAGUCAGGAUAUUAAGUCUCGACCCCGAUUCAACGCUCGAAAACAAAUCAGUGCAAGCGUUGACUUCGGCACCUUCAGCUCUGUCAAUCAUGGCCAUGGCUGACUCCACAUCAGGCGGGAGCACGCUCUAUCUCCAUAUUGGUCUCUACUCUGGUGUCUACCUACGAACCGUCCUGGAUGAAAUUACUGGCGAGCUCUCCGACACGCGGACGCGCUUUUUGGGUCUGAAGCCGGCAAAGCUUUUCCGCGUCUCAGUCAAGGGGCAGAAUGCCGUCAUGGCACUAAGUUCACGACCAUGGCUUGGAUAUACGGACAGGCAAACAAACGGCUUCAUGCUGACACCACUCGACUACGUUGGCUUACAGUACGUCUGGAACUUUACAAGCGAACAAUGUCCCGAGGGAAUGGUGGGCAUUCAAGGACAAAACCUAAGGAUAUUUACGAUCGAAGAUCUGUCCCGAAACCUGCUACAAGAGAAUAUUCCACUCUCGUACACCCCCAGGAAAUUCGUCAAACAUCCUGAGCAAGCUUUGUUCUACGUUAUUGAAGCAGACAACAACGUUCUUGCGCCCGCCACCAGAACAAAAUUGCUCACAGAAUCCACGGCUGUUAAUGGAGAUGCGGUCCAACUUCCUCCCGAAGAGUUUGGAUAUCCUCGUGGGACCGGCCACUGGGCGUCAUGUAUCCAGAUCGUCGACCCAGUCACGACCAAAUCCGUCGUCUUCACUCUUGAGCUGGAGGAUAAUGAAUGUGCCACCAGCAUCACAGCAGCGCCAUUCGCAGGACAAGAUGACGAAACCUUCCUAAUUGUCGGGACGGCAAAGGAUCUGGUGAUCAGUCCUCGUUCAUUCUCGGCCGGUUUCUUACAUGUUUAUCGCUUCCACGAAGACGGUAAAGAACUCGAAUUCAUCCACAAAACAAAAGUGGAGCAACCUCCAACCGCCUUGCUUGCUUUCCAGGGCCGGCUCCUGGCAGGCAUUGGACCAGAUCUACGCAUCUAUGACCUCGGAAUGAAACAAAUGUUGCGCAAGUGCCAAGUUCAAGCAGUCCCGAACAUCGUCGUUGGCUUACAGACCCAGGGAAGCAGAAUUAUCGUCAGCGAUAUCCAGGAGAGUGUAACAUACUGUGUAUACAAGUACCAAGAAAACAAGCUUAUUCCAUUUGUCGACGACGUCAUUGCUCGCUGGACAACGUGUUGCGCCAUGGUCGAUUAUGAAACCGUGGCAGGCGGCGACAAGUUCGGGAAUCUCUGGUUGUUGCGUUGCCCAACCAAGGCUUCUGAAGAGGCCGACGAAGAUGGCUCAGGAGCACAUUUAAUUCAUGAACGAGCCUAUCUCAGCGGUGCACCCAAUCGACUGAGUCUCAUGGUGCACUAUUUCCCCGGCGACAUUCCCACCAGCAUUCAGAAGACGAGUCUCGUGGCCGGUGGUCGAGAUGUGGUGUUCUGGACGGGGUUUCAGGGCACGCUGGGCAUGCUGGUGCCGUUCGUAAGCCGCGAAGAUGUUGAUUUCUUCCAGUCUCUGGAGAUGCAACUCUCGUCGAACAAUGGCAACCCCCCAAUUUUGGGUCGAGAUCAUCUCAUCUACCGGUCAUACUACGCGCCCUCCAAAGGGAUCAUUGAUGGCGAUUUGUGCGAGACUUUCUUCUUGCUCUCGAAUGAUAAGAAACAGAUGAUUUCGGGAGAGCUGGACCGAAGUGUAAGGGAGAUCGAGAGGAAGAUUUCGGAUAUGAGGACACGAGUGGCAUAUUGA
Fonsecaea nubica is the source of this 3636-nucleotide messenger RNA. RefSeq names its product pre-mRNA-splicing factor rse1. The record is from RefSeq and is a predicted model, not a curated record. Bases 1 to 3636 code for a protein of 1211 amino acids. Gene Ontology annotation, biological process: mRNA splicing, via spliceosome. Lineage: Eukaryota; Fungi; Ascomycota; Eurotiomycetes; Chaetothyriales; Herpotrichiellaceae. Gene Ontology annotation, molecular function: U2 snRNA binding; protein binding. The transcript is spliced from 3 exons. Gene Ontology annotation, cellular component: nucleus; U2 snRNP.